CAAUAUGGCGCUUGAGGAAACGGAAGUACAGUUCGUAACGUUUCUCUUGUGUUUAUUACUCGGAAGUUGCAUUACAGUGUUUUAGUUCAAUCAAUUGCUAAUGAAUAGUUUCUAGAAUGGCGGAGAUACCUUCUGUGCAUGGGACACAGAGCGAGGAGGAAAAGGAAACACCGGAGCCUUCUGCAGAGCAGCGAGAGAAGAGGCAGAGGGAUGAGGGGGAGGAUGAGGUGAAGGAAGCUGAAAGUCCAGGCCCAUUGGGGGUCUCUGAAAGAGAGGACACAUCUGAUCUCUCUCAGAAUAAAAAAAUAAAAGUAGAAAUAAAGGAGCGUAGAGAAAAGAAACAGAAAGUUGAUGAGGAUGAAAUCCAGAAGAUGCAGAUAUUGGUGUCCUCCUUUUCAGAAGAACAGCUGAACCGCUAUGAGAUGUAUCGUCGAUCUGCAUUCCCUAAAGCAGCAAUAAAACGGCUGAUUCAGUCUAUUACAGGAUGCUCGGUGUCCCAGAAUGUUGUUAUUGCAAUGUCGGGAAUUGCCAAGGUCUUUGUAGGUGAAGUUGUCGAGGAAGCAUUGGAUGUUUGUGAAAAGUGGGGAGAGAAUCCACCUCUCCAGCCUCGACAUAUGCGAGAAGCCCUCCGUAGGUUGAAAUCUCGUGGACAGAUUCCAGACUCCAAACACAAAAAGAUUUUGUUCAGUUAACAAUACUUGUAUAUUUGCGAAGAAACCUUUUUAUUUACUAAACACCAAAAUCUUUCUUGGAGAACAUUAACCCCAGUAUAGGGAUCCAUUAUACAAUUGUGUGUGAGAAAGAGAAAGUGAGUUGGUGGAUAAAGCUUGUGAGUAGGGCUACUCCUUAUUUGAAGAAGAAAAAGAAAGAGAAAAAAAAAAAAAGGCACUAAGAGAUUUAAAUUAAACACCAAACGGUAGUGAACUGGAACAAAAAAAUGGUUAAAAUAGUCAUGAGUAUAGCUGAGUUGAAGAUUCUUUUUUUUUUUUUUUUUUCCAUCUCGCUUUUUUUUUUUAACCUAAACAUCAAUUCAGUUUCCAAAGUGUGUCUCAACUUAAUUUAGCUAAAACUGACUUUCCCAUAAAUAAAAGAUGUACUCGUAUGAAGGUUAAUGUUCUUAAGGCAAUGUCUGAGAAGUCAUUAGUUUCAUAAUUUUUUUGUUUUUUUCAGGUUUGUUGUUUGUACAAUUAGAUGUUAUGGUAUAUUUAUUGCUUACAAACUACUGCUCUGUAAUUCUGUUUUUGUAGAUAUAUAUAUAUAUAUAUACGCUAAAGUGUAAAGUGACUAGCUUCUUUAUUUAGUUAGUAUUAUGCCAUCUGAUGAAUUUUACCAUUUUCGACAAAAUAAAGCCACGUUUGGGAAAUAUCAUGGUCUGGAAUGGUUAGAUUUUUUCUUUUUACUAUUUUGACCUAAAAUGUUAGAUUCACUUUGAAUUCCCGACAGUGCACACGUUAGUGAUUAUGUGGUGUGCAUAUAUAAUUUUGUUAAUGUUCUGCGUGUUUGAAAGUUGAGGAGUGCUCAAACUAUAUCGCUCCUGCAUAAGGAACUUUUUAAUGGUUAAGAUUCCUUGUAUGACAUUCUUACAUCUGUCAUGGGUUUUACCAUAAUAAAAUUCUUUAUCAAAUUAA
Pelobates fuscus (common spadefoot toad) is the source of this 1628-nucleotide messenger RNA. RefSeq names its product TATA-box binding protein associated factor 11 (gene TAF11). The coding region runs from base 117 to 692 and encodes 191 amino acids. NCBI's taxonomy places the organism in Eukaryota, Metazoa, Chordata, Amphibia, Anura, Pelobatidae. Gene Ontology annotation, molecular function: protein heterodimerization activity; transcription coactivator activity. The transcript is spliced from 5 exons. Gene Ontology annotation, biological process: transcription initiation at RNA polymerase II promoter; RNA polymerase II preinitiation complex assembly. The record is from RefSeq and is a predicted model, not a curated record. Gene Ontology annotation, cellular component: nucleus; transcription factor TFIID complex.